UUUUGUUUGUAAACACAAUGGCUGGGCUGGUCGCCGACUAUGGCUCUUCAUCUGAUGAGGAAAAUGAAGAUGCUGAGCUUGCUGAGGAGUUAUCAAUUAGAGUCACCACCAAGAAAGCUGUCAAUUACUUUGAGACUCCUUCUGAGCAAAGAAAACAUAUAAAAAGAAUCAAGAAAGAUGAACCUAGAAAGCCUGAAGUCCUCGCUAACCCUCUGCGUGGCAAUGCAAUUCCAUCUCCCUUUGGGGAUGACCAUUCUGCCUCUGUUUUCUUCAACCCAUUUCAUAAAGCACAAGAAGACAAAAAGAUGGUAUUGGAGAAACAUGUGAAAAUGACAGAAAAUCCUAAAGAUGUUUUAGAAAUUAAUGGGAAGAAAAUCUGUUGGAAUUAUAGGAAAGGUCGUUGCAAGUUUGGACACAACUGCAAAUUUGCACAUGAUUCAGAUAUCAGUCAGCCCUCUGAUUCUAGAGAAGUUCAGAACCUAAAUACAAAUGCUACAGGAGCCUCAGUGUCAUAUGGAGACCUCGGUACUCAGGUCUUAACAGCAGAGCCUAUUGUAGAUGAAUUGACAGUGAAGAAGAAAAAACGUCCCGGUUUGGCCGAUGGCAUUGUUCCUGGAAAAAAGGUUCAAAAAUUGCAUCGCAAACAACAAGCCAAAGAAACUCCAUGGCUUUUGAAACAAUAGAUAUCCUUUAGGCUAUUUAAUUUUUUUUUUUUU
This is a messenger RNA of Homarus americanus (American lobster), 716 nucleotides long. RefSeq lists its product as uncharacterized. Bases 18 to 683 code for a protein of 221 amino acids. Lineage: Eukaryota; Metazoa; Arthropoda; Malacostraca; Decapoda; Nephropidae. The transcript has 2 exons. The record is from RefSeq and is a predicted model, not a curated record. Gene Ontology annotation, molecular function: metal ion binding.